ACCGCGGCUCUAAAACGACUAGCGUGCUAACGCUAGCAAGGAAGAAAUGCGUUAUUUUAUCGCGACGCCUGUACGUGAACGAGUCGACUCACCGGACAAAACGGCAAGUUGAGUCUCGUGUCUCUAUCUGACGGACAUUUAACAUUAUUAGUGGUCAUGGCGGAUCUGGGACUGAAACAGGGAGAUAAAGUGAUGGUGGUAUGGACGCACCCAUCCUCUCCUACAGCUUUGAAGGAGUUUGCUGAGGUGCUCGGGGCUGUGGUUGGUGGCCAGAACCUGGUGUCCCUUGAGAACAUGGAACAGCUCAAGAGAUCCUCACACUCGGCUUCAAGUUACGACUGGGUUCUGUCCCAGCUGCUUCCUGACAUCGCUUCAGUCCACAGCUCUGAGAUUCUGGCGGAGAUGGCCCGGGUCCUGAAACCUGACGGGAAGCUGGUGCUGGAGGAGCCAGUAUUAGGAUCCGAGGAGGUGAGCGGAUAUAGGACAACGGGGAAGCUCAUGUCAGCCCUUAAACUGUCCGGCCUGGUUUCAGUCACAGAGGUGAAGAGUGAAGCCCUGAGCCCUGAGGCUCUUAAUCAGCUCACGAAUGCUCAGGGAACAUCUCUGUCCAGGGUGCGAAUCUCAGCUUCUAAACCCAACUUUGAGGUCGGAUCAUCAUCUCAGAUCAAACUGUCCUUCGCCAAGAAAACAGAAAAGCCAGCUCUCGAUCCAGGCGCUGCCAAACUCUGGACUCUUUCAGCUAAUGACAUGGAUGAUGACGAUGUGGACCUGAUAGACACAGAUGCACUGCUGGAUACUGACGACUUAAAGAAGCCCGACGCUGCGUCUCUCAGAGCGUCUUCAUGUGGAGAAUCAGGAACAAAGAAGAAAGCCUGCAAGAACUGCACGUGCGGGCUUGCGGAGGAGCUCGAGCAGGAGAGUAAAGCCACACAGAAAGCUGCCCAGCCGAAAUCCGCCUGUGGGAAUUGUUACUUAGGAGACGCUUUCCGCUGUGCCAGCUGUCCGUAUCUCGGCAUGCCUGCGUUUAAACCAGGAGAGAAGGUCGUACUGGCCAACACACAGACUGCAGAUACAUAAAACAUGCUGAAUUCCCCAAAGCGAUGAUUCAUUCCUUUAUUUAUGGUCAUGCCUGGAUUCAACAUCAACAUUAGACCUGAAUGAUUUGGAGAGCUUUAAACUCUUUCACUGAUGUAUAAAUGAAAUCUUUUGAACAUUGCAUAAUUUUGAUGUUUAAUACACAAUCUAUAUACUAUAAUAUAUAAGCUUCAAAAAAUUGCCACUGCUAUUAAAAUCUGACAUUCUUUUCUUCAUUUCAUUGAUUCA
Molecule: messenger RNA, 1323 nt
Organism: Clarias gariepinus (North African catfish)
Lineage: Eukaryota; Metazoa; Chordata; Actinopteri; Siluriformes; Clariidae
Gene: ciapin1
Product: cytokine induced apoptosis inhibitor 1
Exons: 9
Coding region: 157-1077 (306 amino acids)
Biological process (GO): iron-sulfur cluster assembly
Cellular component (GO): cytoplasm
Molecular function (GO): iron-sulfur cluster binding
Source: RefSeq, a predicted model, not a curated record